Messenger RNA from Penaeus chinensis, 1956 nucleotides. RefSeq names its product esterase E4-like. Bases 71 to 1855 code for a protein of 594 amino acids. Lineage: Eukaryota; Metazoa; Arthropoda; Malacostraca; Decapoda; Penaeidae. The transcript has 12 exons. The record is from RefSeq and is a predicted model, not a curated record.
CUGGCCUUGAUGUGGGACCGGCUCUGCACUUGUUGACGGUUUAGUAACUACUGUCUCUCUGCCCAGUAAGAUGUCUCUGGGCAGAUUAGCAGCCGUCCUCGUGGUGGCGACGGCGGUGAUUCUUCCCGCAGCGGCCGCCGAGGAAGACAUCAUUGCCAACACGGUGGAAGGAAAGAUCUCGGGAAUUAAGGAGGAAUCCCCUGGCGGAAGAACAUUCUUCUCCUUCUACAGCAUUCCCUUCGCCAAGCCGCCCGUCGGGAAGCUCAGGUUCAAGGACCCGGUCCCUGCCGAGCCAUGGGAAGGAGUGAAAAACGGCUCGUCCAUCUCUUCUGGUUGUCCUCAAUUCGGCUUCUUUGACUCCAUGGCAUUCGUGGGUUCCGAAGACUGCCUGUAUCUGAAUGUCUUUACUCCACAGUUACCAGAGGGUGCUGGCGACGACGGUCUGCCUGUGAUGGUGUACAUCCACGGAGGCGCCUUCUUCGGCGGGUCCGCUGACUUCUGUCGGCCGAAUAUCUUACUAGACGGAGAUAUUGUUGUGGUUACUAUCCAAUAUCGUCUUGGCACUCUGGGAUUCCUCUCCACCGAGGACGAAGUGAUCCCUGGGAACUUCGGGCUGAAGGACCAGUCGCUCGCCCUCCGCUGGGUGCAGAGGAACAUCCACCACUUCGCCGGAGACCCGAACCAGGUCACGGUCUUCGGGCUCAGCGCAGGAGGAGCUUCCGUUCACUACCAGAUCCUGUCGCCGCACAGUGAGGGACUCUUCCGCCGGGCGAUCAUGCAGUCGGGGUCGGCGCUAUGUCCGUGGGCGAUGGGUGGAAACUUCAGGGACGUGGCGCUGUACACGGGGGCCCUAGCUGGCUGCCCCGCCUCCGACAGUCAGCAGCUACUGGAGUGCCUGCAGGACGCCGACGCAGAGGUUUUGGUCAGCGUCGUGUGGAAGCUCAUGGCGUUUCACAUCAACCCCAUGAUCUUGGGACCGCGCGUGGACAAGGAUUUCGUCCCGGAUAACCCUUAUAGACUGGUGAAGGAGGGACGUCACCAGCACGUCGAUGUCAUUUCGGGGGUGACGGCGCACGAAGGAAGUCUCUUCUCUAUAGGUAUAUACAGAAAUGAGGAGAUUCUGGAGGACUUCAGAAAGAACUUCUCCGUCAAAGGACCCAUCAUGCUCGAGUUCAGAGAAGGGGACGUCGAUCUGCUCGCCACCAGUGAAAAGAUCUUCCGACACUACGCAGGCACAACGCAUAUCACCCUCUCUCAUGCAGAUGCAGUUAACGAGAUGUUGGGUGAUCGUCACUUCCGUCUGCCACACGACAUCACCACUGAUUACCUCGUCCACGGCAACACUUCGAUCAAUGUCUAUACUUACAAAUUCACACAUCGAGGGGAUUUUACAAUGCCUAUAUUCCCGUCACUGCUCAGCGAUAAGCUCUGGGUGGGUCACGGACAUGACAUGGCGUACCACUUCUCCGGGUGGCUGCCUACUACCGACCCGUCUCCCGCAGACCAAAAGAUGAGAGACAUAAUGGUGAAGCUGUGGGUCAACUUCGCCACCACUGGGGACCCGACGCCUGAUGACAGCUUGGGCUUCACGUGGGACCCUACGACCCAGGAAACAAGACAUCAUCGCUUGAACCUCAAUACUAACCCUGUUAUGGAGGAGGAAGGUCGGCAGGAGGUCUUGGAUUUUUGGGCGACUCUUCCGUUGUUGGAGAACGUCAUCCUGGACCCUGGGAGAGUCACCGAUCUCGGACGCUAUUGGCUGGAAUUGACCAAUCAGGUAGCUCAGCCGCGAGUCAGAUCGGAGAACGAGGCGUCCAGUAAGCCAACCAAACAUCGCGUUCGAGAUGAGCUCUGAAGGGCACGCAUUUUAUUUCUGGAUUAAUUAAAAAAAAAAAAAGAAGAGUAGUUUGCUAAAGUUGUAUAAAGGCAAUUUCCAGAAUAAAUAUACGAGUGGGA